AUGCACACUUCAUCUUCGGGAACAGCGACCCCCAUUGAUUUGGAAAAUGCUGAGCCAGAAGGAUAUAUACGCAAGCAUUUGACCGUGACUUUCCGGGAUCUUAAUGUCCGAGUGAACGCAUCCAAUGCAGCUCUGGGCAGUACGCUUUUGUCUGUUGUGGACCCUCGCCAGCUUUGCAACAUAUUUGCGCGCAAGCAGCAACCUAUGCGGACCAUUCUCAAAGAUGUGUCUGGUCAGGUGAAGCCGGGGGAAAUGCUUCUCGUUCUUGGCCGCCCAGGUUCGGGAUGUACAUCACUCUUGCAGAUAUUGUCUAAUCACUGGGAACAAUUCAGCGAGGUCGAAGGGGACCUCAGGUUCGGGAGCAUGGACCACAAAGCUGCGAAGCGAUUUCGUCAGCAGAUUAUGUUUAACAACGAGGAUGAUCUGCAUUUCCCCACGCUUUCUGUUAAUCGUACGUUGAAAUUCGCUCUACGCAAUAAGAUCCCCAACAAAAGACCGGCGGAGUUGGCCACUCCCGGAGACUUCAUCAUUGACAAACGCGACAACAUUCUCGAAUCUCUUGGCAUCGCCCACACAAAGAAAACGAGAGUUGGCAAUGAAUACAUUCGUGGUGUAUCUGGCGGCGAGCGGAAACGAGUCUCACUAGCGGAGGUGAUGGCGGGACAGAGUCCCGUUCAAAUGUGGGAUAACCCGACGCGUGGUCUUGACUCUAAGGCGGCGCUGGAGUUCGCGCGGCUUUUGCGAAAAGAGGCAGACGAGAAUCGAAAGACCAUCGUCACGACAACAUACCAAGCUGGGAAUGGCGUUUUUGAUACCUUUGACAAAGUCUUGGUGCUGGCUGAAGGCCGGGUUAUUUACUAUGGCCCACGACUGUUAGCAAAGGACUAUUUUGAGUCUCUGGGCUUCGUGUGUCCCAAAGGCGCGAACGUAGCGGACUAUCUCACAUCUGUCACUGUGCUGACGGAGAGGAUGGUCCGUUCUGGCUGGGAAGAUCGGGUUCCCAAUACCGCAGAGGAUUUCGAGUCAAGAUAUCGGGAGAGUGAUAUCUACCAUGGACAAAUGGGCUCUAUCUACCCUCCGGAGAAGCUGAGUCAUGAGACCGAUGACAUCGAUCUUGCUGUUAGAAGCGAACAGCGGAAGCAGCACUUCCCCCGCAAGCGAGGUGUCUACACAGCAGGACUGUGGGAUCAAGUUCGCUCUUGCACAUUGCGACAAUUUCAAAUUAUGUGGGGUGACAAAUUCUCCCUCUUCGUCAGGAUUUUCUCCGCCAUCAUCCAAGCAUUGGUUUGCGGGUCUCUCUUCUAUAAUCUACCUAACGACAGUGGUUCUAUUUUCACAAGACCCGGUGUCCUUUUCUUUCCUGUCAUCUACUUUCUCUUGGAGUCAAUGUCGGAAACCACAGCCUCUUUCAUGGGCCGUCCAAUUCUCUCUCGCCAGAAACGAUUCGGAUUUUAUCGCCCAACGGCCUUUUGCAUCGCAAACGCCAUAACCGAUGUUCCAGUUGUGACGAUCCAAGUUACUUGUUUCUCGCUGGUGCUGUACUUCAUGGCAGCUUUGCAAAUGGACGCAGGUCGGUUCUUCACCUACUGGAUAAUUGUCAUUAGCCAGACUCUCUGUUUCGUUCAGCUUUUUCGAUCCGUGGGCGCUCUUUGCUCGAGAUUUGGGGUUGCCGCUGAGCUUUGCGGACUUUUAUCUACGGUUUUCUUCGUCUACGGAGGCUACCUCGUCCCUUUUUAUAAAAUGCGAGUUUGGUUCCGCUGGAUUUUUUACCUAAAUCCUGGCGCAUAUGCGUUCGAGGCCUUGAUGGCCAACGAAUUUGUCGGCAGAGAACUUGUGUGCAAAGAGCCAUACUACAUCCCAUAUGGUCCCGGGUAUCCAGAUGGACCAUCUCCUCAUCGAGCUUGCUCGGUAGCUGGGAGCAACGCGCAAGGCAUAAUUGAUGGCGCCGCAUACAUUCGUGAACAAUACAAUUUCUCCCAAGGUCAUAUAUGGCGGAGCUUUGGCAUUAUUCUCGGUUUUUGGUUCUUCUUUAUAGUGCUGACCUCCUUGGGCUUUGAAAUUAAGAAAGGCCAGAGCGGCUCUUCGAUGCUCCUAUACAAGCGUGGAAGCGAAACGAAUGGGAGGCUUCCUGUCAAGACAGAAAAAGCGGCGAAUGAUUCCCAUGAAGCUGCUACUUCAAGUGCACCAAAGCAAUCGACAUUCACCUGGCAUGACCUCGACUAUCACGUGGCCUUUAACGGGGAAAGAAAACAGCUCUUGAAUAAGGUUUUCGGUUUCGUGAAACCUGGAAAUCUUGUUGCGCUGAUGGGAGCCUCUGGUGCGGGUAAAACAACUCUACUUGACGUUCUUGCCCAGCGAAAAGACUCUGGCGAAGUGCAUGGUUCUAUCCUCAUUGACGGUCGACCUCAAGGCAUCAGCUUCCAGAGAACAACUGGAUAUUGUGAACAAUUAGACGUGCACGAGCCUACAGCAACUGUUCGGGAAGCUCUGGUUUUCUCGGCCCUUCUACGACAACCUGCCUCUGCUUCUCGCGAGGAAAAGCUUGCAUAUGUUAAUCACAUCAUCGAUCUGUUGGAACUUGGAGACAUUGAAAACGCGCUCAUUGGAGUGCCUGGGGCGGGGUUGAGCAUCGAACAACGGAAGCGGGUGACUUUGGGCGUGGAACUUGUAGCUAAGCCCUCUCUGCUCUUUUUGGAUGAGCCCACUUCUGGUCUUGACGGACAAAGCGCCUUCAAUAUCAUACGAUUUCUCCGGAAAUUAGUGGAUGGCGGUCAGGCCGUGCUGUGCACAAUCCAUCAACCCUCUGCGGUUCUUUUUGACGCUUUCGACGGUCUCUUGCUUCUUGCGAGAGGUGGAAAAAUGACAUACUUUGGAGAGACUGGCAAUGAAUCCAGCAAGAUUCUCGAUUACUUUGCUCGUAAUGGUGCACCAUGUCCCGCCGGUGCCAACCCAGCCGAGUUUAUCAUCGACGUUGUUCAAGGCGGCAACCAGCCUGAGAAGACCGACUGGGUGGAGACCUGGAAUCAAUCCCAGGAACGGAAAAUGGCCCUCGCCGAACUUGAGGCCCUUAACAAAGCUGGACUGAAGGACUCCUCUUACGUGGAAGAUACUGCACCAUUUGCCACGAGUCAUUGGUUCCAGUUCAAGAUGACUACCACCCGUCUCAGCCUCAAGAUCUGGCGAUCUCCGGACUACAUGUGGAACAAGCUGAUUCUCCAUAUUUUUGCUGCCUUGUUCAGUGGCUUCACGUUUUGGAAACUUGGCGACGGCACAUUUUCCCUUCAACUGCGACUGUUUGCCGUUUUCAAUUUCAUUUUCGUUGCGCCAGGUUGUAUCAAUCAGAUGCAGCCAUUCUUCUUGGCGAACAGAGACAUUUUCGAAACGCGCGAGAAGAAAUCCAAAACUUAUCACUGGAUCGCAUUUAUCGGUGCUCAAACAGUGGCUGAAAUCCCCUACCUGAUUGUCUGUGCCACAUUGUAUUUUGUCUGCUUCUACUUCACAGCUGGCUUGCCUAUCAAAGCCAGUAUAUCUGGCCACUUCUAUCUGCAGAUGAUCUUCUACGAAUUUCUGUACACCUCCAUCGGCCAGGCCAUUGCAGCAUAUGCCCCGAACGAAUACUUCGCAGCUGUUAUGAACCCUGUUCUACUCGGAGCAGGAUUGGUUAGCUUCUGCGGCGUGGUGGUUCCGUACAGUCAAAUGCAGCCAUUUUGGCGUUACUGGAUGUACUAUCUGGACCCCUUCACCUACCUUGUUGGUGGUCUGCUCGGCGAGAUUCUGUGGGAUGUCAAAGUUGAAUGCGAACCUUCAGAAUACGUCACUUUCAGCGCGCCCUCCGGUCAAACAUGUGGCGAGUAUAUGGCAGACUUCCUAUCCUCCCAGCCAGGCUACGUUCUCGACUCAAAUUCCAGCACUUGCUCGUUCUGUCAGUACGCUACCGGUGCGGAAUAUGCGCAAACCUUCAAUCUACAGGCAAGGUAUUAUUCGUGGAGAGAUACUGCAAUCACUGCGCUAUUUUGUAUUUCUUCAUAUGCUCUUGUCUUCCUCAUGAUGAAGCUACGCAGCAAGAAAACUAAAAGCGCACGGUCGGAAUAG
Molecule: messenger RNA, 4092 nt
Organism: Penicillium oxalicum
Lineage: Eukaryota; Fungi; Ascomycota; Eurotiomycetes; Eurotiales; Aspergillaceae
Product: putative ABC multidrug transporter
Exons: 14
Coding region: 1-4092 (1363 amino acids)
Biological process (GO): transmembrane transport
Cellular component (GO): membrane
Molecular function (GO): ABC-type transporter activity; ATP binding; ATP hydrolysis activity
Source: RefSeq, a predicted model, not a curated record